Pomacea canaliculata is the source of this 2821-nucleotide messenger RNA. RefSeq lists its product as uncharacterized. NCBI's taxonomy places the organism in Eukaryota, Metazoa, Mollusca, Gastropoda, Architaenioglossa, Ampullariidae. Bases 631 to 1998 code for a protein of 455 amino acids. The transcript is spliced from 9 exons. Gene Ontology annotation, biological process: methylation. Gene Ontology annotation, molecular function: S-adenosylmethionine-dependent methyltransferase activity. The record is from RefSeq and is a predicted model, not a curated record.
UAAGCUUCUAAUGUCGGCCAUGACGAUUUGAGUGUAACGGCGACUUACAAAGGUUCGUCUAGUAUAAUUUUUUUUCUUUUGGGGCGAGGGGGCUGAGGAUUUGUGUUUCGUUCUGAAAUUGUCUUUUUCUGUGUAAACGUCGGUUCACUUUGAAGCAUUACACUCUGAUGAAGCAUUUUAUAGGGUGAUGGACAAGAGAAGGAAAUUGAGAAGCUACUAAAAACAUUUGAAUUUUUAAAACUGGUAAAGAAGAAGACAUGGAAAUUAUCAAUUAUCAAAUUCAUUGCAGAAACCAUACAUCCCUUGUCGACAGAAACUAUUGCCGCCACCUUUCUCAACCAUCCGUGACACGUUGAGACCACAUGUAGCAUCUUCGAACCCCAGCUGCUUGCAUGGAGAAGCGAGACGAAGACUGCGCUCGGAAAAUACCGGACAGGCCCGAAGCUCGUUCCUUCUGUAAAGUUUUCUCGCACGAGGCAGUCAGGGUCUUCACACCCAGAGGACUCCACCCUGCGUUCAGACUGCAAAAGACAGUGGGUGCAACAAGUGCGAUAUUCCCUACCUGAUCUACGACGGCAGACGAGUUUCACAAGCUCCUUGAACAUUCCCUGUGGAGUGGUUCAGUGCAGUAUGUGGCUCUGUUCACACCUGAAGGGCGCUGGUAAGAUGCUGAAGACUGUGCUCCCCCGUCUUGUGACCACGACUGCCGCUUGUCGCCCGCCAUCUCUACAUCUGACGUCACUGUCAUCUCUACCGUCAGGGAAGAGGGCCUCAGAUGGCGCUGCUACGUCAACGAUGCGAAGAGAGAUGUCUGGAGAUGUAGCAGGUGCCGAGACACCUUCCUUUCAAUACUUCUGGCAGCCUGGUUCUGGCUUCUACGGCGAAAAUCUCGGAAGACAGACACAACCUGCCGUUGACAUUUGUGAAGAAAUUGUUUUAUCUUAUAUCGACGCCGUGCCGGUGCCUUCACCAAAAGGUGUGUUCACCAUUGGUGACUAUGGAACGUGCGAUGGGUCAGUGUCUCUACGACUGAUACACAAGGUCAUCGACCACCUGCGAAACAAACAUGGACCCGAUCUGAAGAUUCAGGUGUUGUACGAAGAUCACGCAUCCAACGACUACAACAGUCUCUUCAAAACUAUUUACGGUCAAACCUCGUACAUGACCAAGUUCACCAACGUGUUCCCCCUGGUAUGUGGCACUAAUUUCUACAAGCAGUGUGUACCUGACAACACCUGUGACAUCAUCAUGUCCUCAUUCGCCACGAUUUAUUUGAGUAACGAGAGUUACGUGAGAUGCUCCAAUACAAUGUUCCCCUGGCGGUCGACAUCAGAAGCGGAGCUGCGCGCUCACCGCGAGGCUGCAGCACGUGACUGGCAGACGUUCCUCCUCCACAGAGCAGCAGAACUCAAACCAGGUGGACUUCUUUUCGAUGUUCAGGCUGCUAGACUCCUGGGGAGCAACCGUCCACAGACUCGAAAUUUGGCCUACCCUCUCGCUGAAGAGGGAGAAGAAUGCGUCCAAGAUAUUUGGACUUGUUUUGAUUUGAGUUGGAAGGAAUUAUACGUGGAAGGAUUAAUUACAAAAGAGGAGUUCCAGUCGUGCACUCUUCCGCUGACAUACCGGACUUUACAGGAAGUAAAAGCUCCUUUCGAGAAUGCCGCCAUGUCUCCAGUCCGACAGGCUGGGCUUAACUUGUUAGAGGACCCACAAGAGUUUCUCACUCAUUGCUCUGUCAAGAAACUAUGGCGACAAAAGCUACAGACUGAUGGCGUUGACGACAGAGUGAUGUUUGCUCAACUUCUCGCAGAGGCAUUUUAUCUUGUGCUGGAUGCGACUUUGAGGAACACUUUGAGAAACACACGACCUGAUGAGGAACACUUGCCCAUAAUCCAACGCCUCCAGCAGACGUUCAUUCAAAGAGUUGCUGCCUUGAACCCAGAGACUUUCAAAAGUGAAUAUGUUGUGGUAAUUCUCGCUGCACAGAAGUCAAAAUGACUGACAGGCAAAUGUAUAAUACAUUCUUAUACUUUACUUAUACUGGCUUAGUUAGGAUUUUAUUAUUAUUAUUAUUUAUGUUAUUUUGUUUUGUUUAGUAAACAGUGGCAGACUCUUACAGGCAAAUCAUUUUGUUUAUUUGUGUGAAAGAACACGUAAUUGUCUAACCCCGCAAGUGUGUUCGAAGGAGAGUGAGCGAGAGACACUACUAGACGGUGUCGUGACACAAACCCAACGGUCGUGAUCUCUUUUAUUCCUGAAUGAGUUAAGAGUGCAUGCCGCCACACCUUCUUACACAAUUUUUACAGGCCAAUACCUUUUAACAUUCUCACUAGUCGACAUUUCUUCUGACCUAUUAAGCACCAACACGACAUUCACCUUCGCAGGUCACGUGUUCUCUUAACCCCAUUACUCCCCCGUGCACUAUUAGCGAUUUUAGUAAGUGGAUCAGCGACACCACCCAGUUCGUUCCUCAUAAAGAAGUACAACAAAAAUAUCAUUUCUGAGGGAAUGUUAUUUACCCUCAGACAGAAGACACAUUCCCCGGAGCAACCUGUCUAACGACAUGAGUCUAGCUCCUCCAAUGCCACCAUUAAAGACAGUACCCAGCCUAUAAAACGUCCACAGAAAGUGAUUGGGUUGUGGGGGACAGGGUAUAACUCCUGCUACCCACGUCAACGAGAUACCAGACAGUCCCGAAGCUCGUUCCUUCUCUAAAGUUUUCUCAUACGAGGCCGUCAGGGUCUUCACACCCAGAGGACACAUCCCUGCGUUCAGACUGCGAAAGACGGAGCGUGCGACAAGUACGAUAUUCCCUACCUGA